Messenger RNA from Didymodactylos carnosus, 2458 nucleotides. The record is from the annotation of a GenBank genome assembly. NCBI's taxonomy places the organism in Eukaryota, Metazoa, Rotifera, Eurotatoria, Philodinida, Philodinidae.
UGUCUAAAUAGUGUGUACAGUUAAAUCUUAGAGUGAGCAGGAAGGAAAAGGCUAAUUAUUACUUAGUUAUUGAAAAAUAUUGACACCGUUACUGACGGCGUGAUUAGAAAUCGCUAUAAUUACAUAGCAAUUACUCUCAUAACACUACGUUAAUUAUUCGUAACACAGCAGUGCGACGAGAGGUAAAAAACACUGAUGAUUCACAAUAUCAAUUACGGAUAGCGGGCUUAUUGGUUACAAGCCAACUUGAAAAGGUGUUCUCUUCACCCUACAUGGCGCGUGUACACUCACCACACCAAUUAUCUCUUUCUACUGUAAAAUUUCUAUGUCGCAAAACGUCGAUCUACCAUCUUUUAGAUGCUCUAGACAAGAAACUAAAUGUGCUACAAAACUACAAAACGGGACAUUUCCAUAUUUAGAAUCCACUCCAUAUUCUCGUUUUUCUAUUUUUCUUACACACUUUUCAAAUCUUGAACAAACAGCGUAUGAAAAUGAUACAAAAAAGCGGAUUAAAAAACACCACGCUGAUUGCUAGAAUGCGGUUUUCUGCUUCGCACCGCAUUAAUUAUUAAAUGUAACGUAAAUGCAGUUAUCUCUUGCCUGUUUCUCUUUUGUUUCUGUGGAAAAAAAUGUUUUUGUUUCUUUCAGCGACUGACAAUGAUGUUUUUAUCCUCUUAAAUGACGAUUACAUCCUGUUUCAUUUCACUGUUGCCGAUUACGGUGUACUCAAUGUAAAUAAUAGUUUAUUUAGACCUCUUGUGCCACGCAGUCAUUUAUAAUAAGGCAUACUUCCCUGAUCUCUGCACGUAAUCAAAAGAACGUUCAUUCUCUUUAUUCUAAACAUGUAGUCAUUUUUUCCAGAGAAUGCAACAGUAACAAAAGACUUCUAUUCCAACUCGCAAGUCACAAAUCUUAGACUGGUUUUCUAAUAGAGAAUAAUCUUCUAUUCAGAGAAUGUCUAUGGUUACGGGUAGGGAUUUAUAAUAUACUAUUCUGGCUACUUUUAGUUGUGAUACAAGAAAAAUAUAGAUUUGUAGACAUGAUAGGAAUUGUCGGCAAACCAGCAAUGCGAAUUGUUUUUCAAGACUAUAGCACUCUCUAUUUUUAUAGUUUCAUAUGAGACAGUACUGUUACUUUUAGAUCAAUUUCAGAAAUGUAUGUCCUUCGAUUUCCAAAUUGAGAUCACUCUUAAAACUAAUUAAUAAUCCUGUUAAAGAAAAUGAUGUCAAACAUGAAGUCUUGUUAUCUCAACUCGUUAUACUUUUAGCUAGUCAAAAUGUCGGAAUUAGCAUCAUUAUCGACAACGUCAGUAAUUCCACUGAACAAUGUCACGACUAAUACAAAUUUUACAGGAUUUAACGCUACUCAUUAUAUUGACUUUUUUUUUAAGUAUAUUUAUUUAUUACUUGUUGUUAUUGUUGGUUGUAUCGGUAAUCUAUUUGUCAUUAUUAUAUUUGGACAAAAAACGUUGAGAACUGGUUCAUCCGGCAAUAGCGUUAGCGUUUAUCCAUUUUUAUUGUAUAUGGCUAUGUCAGACACUCUCUAUUUAAUAAUAUUAUUCUUGUUAUGGUUAAGUAAUUUCGUCAAUAUUUUACAUCGUCCCGUUAUUUGUCAAUUGACACUUUACUGUACGUAUGUUUGUAAUUUCAUAAAUGCCUAUUAUACCGUAUCGUUCACUGCUCAACGGUUAUUUGCUGUGACAAAACCAUUUAGAGCCAGUGAUGUUCUCUCAUGUUACAUACUAUUUCUAGUAACUAUUGUACCAGUGCCGGGUAGUAGUAAAAAAAUGUGUUUUUCUCGUAACUCUACUCGAUGGAUCAAUGAAUUGAUGGACAUCGUAGACUGUUUUGUUGUGUUUGUAAUACCCUAUGUGAAUGUCAUCACUAUGAACAGUAUUAUGUUGUUUACACUUACGUACGGUAUGAAACGUGAAAAUUUUGGUUUUGGUGAAACGAAAAUAAAUCACGUGAAUAAAGCACGUGAAAUAACACGUCGAAAUGCGAGUAGAAGAAUGACAAAAUUAUUAUUAACCGUAUCAACUUCAUAUCUAAUUGUUUGUGGUCCCUACUUCUUUACUCAUACAUGGAGAUUAUUACGACAUAAUAAGACAAAUGGCAAGCUUUUAAAUACAUUAGAAGGUUAUUUUCAUUAUAUUCAUCAUAUUUCUUUUGCCAUGAAUUUUUAUAUUUAUAUCGCUUUUGGCGCCAGAUUUCGACGUGAAUCAAAACGUCUAUGUUCUAAAUGGAAAUUAACGCUACUUAGAAAUACAAAAAAAUCAAAACAAAUUCAGCAACAUCAGAACUAUCAUUGCUAUGGUGGACAAAGCUCAGAGCCAUUUGAGAAAGGCGAUUUACUAGAACAAAUGUACACAUCAUCAAGAACACUUUGUACUAUGGCAAAAAGAGGAACUUAUUGCACAUUAAGUACCAAAGGACGGUCACCACAUAGAGAGAAUUGA